AUGAACGAGGGCAAGUCGCCGAAGACGUGCAUCGAGCCCUUCAAGAAGUUCGAGGAGGUGAACGAGCACGGCGGCAGGCUGCAGUGGUUCGACCUGACGGGCGGUCCGACCGUCUGCCUCGCCAAGCAACGCGCGCGCGAGGAGCAGGACGAGCACGCCUUCAAGGUCCUCAAGGAGACGCGCGAGAAGCGCCAGCGCGAGAUCAAGGCGUCGCUCCCGGACGUGACGCGCAUCCCGGACUACCCCACCGGCCUCCUCAAGACCAAGCGGGGAGACGAAAAGAUCCCGCUGAUUGGACUGGGCACGUGGAAGUCCGAGCCCGGCAAGGUCAAGGCCGCCGUCGUCGAGGCCCUCAAGUCCGGCUACCUCCACGUGGACUGCGCCAGCGUGUACGAGAACGAGGGCGAGGUCGGCGAGGCUUUCCAGGAGGUUUUCGAGAAGACCCAGCUGGAGCGCGAGGAGGUCUUCGUGACCAGCAAGCUGUGGAACACCGACCACGCUCCGGACCGCGUGGAGGCUGCGCUGAAGAAGUCGCUCAAGCUGCUCAGGCUCGAUUACCUGGACCUGUACCUGAUGCACUGGCCGGUCACCGGCAACAAGGGCAGCGAUGUCGUCUCACCGUCCAUCUUGGACACGUGGAAAGCCAUGGAGGACCUCGUCGAACGAGGAUUCGUCAAGGCCAUCGGCGUGAGCAACUUCAGCGAGAAAAAAAUCCGCGACUUGCUCGGCCACGCAGACGUGCCCAUCAGCGUGUGCCAGGUGGAGUGUCACCCGUACUGGCCCCAGCGCGACCUCGUCCGCUUCUGCCAUCGAAACGACAUCCACUUCACCGCGUACUCCCCGCUCGGUUCCCCGGACAGCGCGGCGAUGUUCAAGCGCGAGACGCCCGAGCUGAUGAAGGAUCCGGUCAUCGUCGGCGUGUCCGUUCGCACGGGCCGCAACGUCGGCCAAGUCCUUCUCAAGUGGGCGCUGCAGCGCAGGCCGACGUGCAGCGUGCUGCCCAAGUCGUCGAGCCCGUCGCGGAUCCGGGGUAACCUGGACGUGCUGACGUGUACGUGGCGGCUGAGUGACAACGACCUCGACGCCAUCGACGCCGUCUCCCGUCGGUGCCGAAUGGUCGAUGGGUCGUUUUGGCUGUCGCCCGACGGGCCGUACAAGACACUGGAGGACCUGUGGGACGGUCCGUGA
Molecule: messenger RNA, 1188 nt
Organism: Micromonas commoda
Lineage: Eukaryota; Viridiplantae; Chlorophyta; Mamiellophyceae; Mamiellales; Mamiellaceae
Exons: 1
Coding region: 1-1188 (395 amino acids)
Cellular component (GO): cytosol
Molecular function (GO): aldose reductase (NADPH) activity
Source: RefSeq, a predicted model, not a curated record